AUGAGUGAGGAAAAAAAUUGCGCUAAUAUGCUCAGACGUAGUCCCUUGCAGGUUGCGGAUGCCCACUUGGAGGUGUCCACUCUGGUGCCUUUGACGAAGGAGACGUUAGAGAAUGAAGCCAAUGGCUGUCCGGCUCAAAACAAUUCUGAUCUUGUGAAAUCUCGCCUUUCUUUAGAGUAUAUUUUAUAUGCUAGUUUACUGGUAGGUGCCAUUUUUUCUGGCUUCAUUAUUGUUUCGGAGGCGUCGCGGGUACACAUUGGACGGCAUUAUGUUCAACCCCCGCGAUGGAAAUGGUUGUCAACGCCGCCAUUCAAUUCCGUUGGUUACAAUGGUUUGGGUGAUGCCCAAUGGAAAGCCCUCGACAGAUGGUUUUGGCUCUUGAUUGCGCUGUACACUUGCUUUGCGAUGGGAUCUCGUGUCAUUCGUUGGGCGUUUUUUGCGAGAAUAGGGGUACGUGCACUCCACAUUUACCAAAGCAUUUUAGGUGUUUGCUUUGUUGCGUUUCUCCAUGGACCGGAAUUCUGCGUUCCACUUACACUCGCACUGAUGAACUAUGGAUUUGUUGUUUUCUUUGUGGGUUCUGGUGUCUCUUACCGCGUGUUCAUGGCAGUCAUGUGGUUGUCACAGCUAACGCUGUUGUUUCUCGUUAGAUUCUGUGGCGAAAAGAUGAUGUCGGUGUUCCAAUCCGCAUCAGAUUCAAUGUGGAGUAGAAAACUGCGCUGGACGGUCGUCUUCAAUAUGUACACCCUCCGUAUGGUUGCAUUCAACAUGGACAUGUAUGAAGCGUUUAGGGAUGGUCCGACGCAGCGGGAGCGGGCGGUGCGUAAGCACGAUACAAACUGCCUGGAGUGUGCGCAGAUGCGGGAAGCCAACCGCGAUGAAAACUCUCCCACCACACGUUGUUACAGGUUCCGCACGGAGAGUUCAUGCCAUCCGCGUGAGUACAAUCUGUUGAGUUACAUUGCAUACAUGUUGUAUAUUCCACUGUAUGUAGCUGGCCCCAUGUCGUCCUUCAACGCCUUUGCGUCGCACUGCCACUGCACUACUGUCGCCAUGCCGCGAAGGCAGAUGGCCCUUUACGCGCUGCGCGUUCUCACCCUAUAUCUGACGCUUAUUUUUAUGCUUCACUUUACGUUUGUGAAUGCUUUUCGUAUGCGCCCAGAAGUUUUUUGGGAGCUCAGUGUUUUCGAGAGCUCGUCGCUGCUUUACUAUUGCCUGGCUUUCCUCUGGCUAAAAUUCAGCCUGGUGUGGAAGCUCAGCCGCCUUGCUGCGGUGUCAGAUGGCUUCGAUGUGCCCGAGGACAUGCGCCGGUGCUUUACUAACACUGUGAGCGUACAGGACUUUUGGCGUGACUGGCACGCCUCCCUUAAUCUGUGGAUUGUGCGCUACAUGUACAUACCAAUGGGCGGGAACAGGAUGAAGCAUUUCAAUAUCUUCCCGAUUUUUUUCUUUAUUGCCAUUUGGCAUGACGUUGAACUUCAUCUGGUGAAAUGGGCGGUGUGUAUCCUGACCGUUUUCGUCUUGGAGCUUGUUGUGGGUUCAGUGUGGCAUUCCUCUCGCUUUGCCUGGCUACGCCGCUCCAAGUAUCAGCGUUUCAUCCGCUCCUUUGGUGGCUUAUUCACUGUUUUUGGUUUGAUCGUGGCAAACCUAAUCGGAUUCUCUUCUCCAACGUACAAAUCGAACGAGCGCCAGAUGGACAAUGUCAUUUCAAACAGCUUACUGUCGGCCGGCCCUCUCUUUUAUGUCGCGUUUGUGGUUUUUUUGUAUUGUGCGGCGGCGGCAGGCAUUAUUACCCGUGAUGCGGAAGCAGCAGAAUUGCUUCGGUUAAAGAAAAGAUACGGAAUUUCCGCUGGUGCCUAA
Messenger RNA from Trypanosoma cruzi, 1860 nucleotides. RefSeq names its product glycerol uptake protein, putative. NCBI's taxonomy places the organism in Eukaryota, Euglenozoa, Kinetoplastea, Trypanosomatida, Trypanosomatidae. Gene Ontology annotation, cellular component: endoplasmic reticulum. Bases 1 to 1860 code for a protein of 619 amino acids. Gene Ontology annotation, molecular function: acyltransferase activity. The record is from RefSeq and is a predicted model, not a curated record. The transcript has a single exon.